This is a messenger RNA of Phyllostomus hastatus (greater spear-nosed bat), 4953 nucleotides long. It is a transcript of the gene TMX3, whose product is annotated as thioredoxin related transmembrane protein 3. The record is from RefSeq and is a predicted model, not a curated record. Gene Ontology annotation, molecular function: protein disulfide isomerase activity. Gene Ontology annotation, cellular component: endoplasmic reticulum. Lineage: Eukaryota; Metazoa; Chordata; Mammalia; Chiroptera; Phyllostomidae. Bases 171 to 1550 code for a protein of 459 amino acids. The transcript is spliced from 16 exons. Gene Ontology annotation, biological process: peptidyl-cysteine oxidation.
CGGCCGGCAGGGUCCUGGGAGCCUACCGGAGGCCGGCCUGCCCCGCCCCUGGCCUCCGCGCCAAGCUUCCCUUCCGCGCUCUGUUCCUUUUCCGGGAGCGCUGGCGGCGGCUGCUCGGGUGUCUCUCUCUCUCUCUCUCUCUCUGGGCUUUCAGCUCUCCUGCGGCGACCAUGGCAGCUGGGACACGUGGGGUCGUCCUGCGGCUCUGCGCCUUAGUUGUUUUGCUUGAUGUGGCUUUCUGUAAAGGAUUUGUAGAAGAUUUAGAUGAAUCGUUUAAAGACAGCCGAAAAGAUGACAUCUGGCUUGUGGAUUUUUAUGCGCCAUGGUGUGGUCAUUGUAAAAAGCUGGAACCGAUUUGGAAUGAAGUUGGUGUUGAGAUGAAAAGCAUCGGUUCGCCAGUUAAAGUUGGGAAGAUGGAUGCUACUUCCUAUUCCGGCAUUGCUUCAGAGUUUGGAGUUCGAGGUUAUCCAACAAUUAAGCUAUUAAAGGGGGACUUGGCAUACAAUUACAGAGGGCCGCGGACCAAAGACGACAUCAUUGAGUUUGCUCACAGAGUGUCCGGAGCUCUAGUUCGGCCACUUCCGAGUCAGCAAAUGUUUGAACACGUGCAGAAAAGACAUCGUGUGUUUUUUGUUUACGUAGGCGGAGAGUCACCUCUGAAGGAGAAAUACAUAGAUGCUGCUUCCGAAUUAAUUGUGUAUACAUACUUCUUUUCUGCCUCAGAGGAUGUGGUUCCCGAGUACGUGACGCUGAAGGAGCUGCCGGCCGUGCUCGUUUUCAAAGACGGGACGCACUUCGUUUACGACGAGUAUGAGGAUGGCGACCUGUCAGCUUGGAUCAACAGGGAGAGGUUUCAGAACUACCUGACUGUGGACGGCUUCCUCCUGUAUGAACUGGGAGACACGGGAAAGCUUGUGGCUAUUGCAGUUAUUGAUGAGAAAAACGCAUCAGUGGAACAUACCAGAUUGAAGUCAGUCAUUCAAGAAGUUGCUAGAGAUUACAGAGAUCAGUUCCACAGAGAUUUUCAGUUUGGACAUAUGGAUGGGAAUGACUAUAUAAAUUCCUUGCUGAUGGAUGACGUGAAAGUCCCAACUGUAGUUGUACUGAACACUUCAAACCAGCAGUACUUCCUGCUGGACAGGCAGGUGACGAGCACCGAGGACAUGGUCCAGUUCAUCCGCAGCGUUCUGGACGGCGCAGUGCAGGCCCAAGGAGGUGACAGCAUUCUGCAGAGAUUGAAAAGAAUGGUGUUCGAUGCCAAAUCGACUGUCGUGUCGAUAUUCAAGAGCUCCCCCUUCAUGGGCUGCUUCCUCUUCGGCCUGCCUCUGGGUGUCAUCAGCAUCAUGUGCUACGGCAUCUACAUAGCCGACCCGGAGGGCAAUUACAUCGAGGAGGAGCGGUACGAGGCGCCCCAGAGCGAGCUCGGGGGCCCGGAGGGCCGGGAGGCGGCUGCGGUGGAGAGCCGGGGGCCGCCGGAGCCGGGGAGCGGGCUCUCGCCGGGGCCCGCCGGGCGGGGGCCCAAGGACGUGCUGGAAAAGAAGACGGACUGAGACCGCGCUAGGGUUUCAAAUUAGUAAAGAGUCUAUUUAUUGAAUUCAGACGUUUAAUCAUGGUCUUUACAGCGGACGACGAGGUAUUUGUAUUUUGCUAACAUCAGCCGCAUGGAGUAAAGUAGUUCUUCGUAAACGUGGGGGUGGCCGGCGCCGGGAGCAGUGGCCUGUCGGACACGGAGAGCGCCCCGCCGAGGCCCACCCAUGGGACGUGGGACGUCACCCCGGAGCGGGCCGCGCGCACGCUCUGUCUCCGUGUCUGAACGCCGGGCGGCGGCGGCGGUGGGGUCCCUGGGCGCACGUGUGAGCCCUCAGGCAGGGAGAGCUACGUGUUUGACAGAGAAAAGCAAGACUGCCACCUCCCACCACCAUCCUCGUAUAUUUUGGAUAAGAUUUAUAUGGACAAAGUUAUGUCUUUACAAUGUAGUCACUUUAAGGAGAACUAAUACCUUUUUCCACAGCUCAAAUUAAGAUUAUGAAAUUUUAAGCAUUUGGUUUUAUAGAGCAUAGCCAUCUUAUUUUCUUAUUUUUUAAAGGAGAGGAAAUGUUACUUUUUAAUUUUGUACUUAGUUGCAUUAUAGAAUUUUCCUAUAUAGUGGCAAAAGAGAGUCUGAUGUUUCAUCUCUGCAGCAUAACCAGACCCACCUGGAGCCGGCUCUCAGAGCACACGCCGGCCCACAGAGGCCGGCGUCCCCGCAGCCACCUGAGGAGGGGAGGGGCCUUGUCACCCCUGCCCCCUGGGGCGGGGCCGCCCGCUCGAUUUCCCUGUUUCCUAACAUGCGGUCUCUUCUAAAAAUACCCUUUGAUCAGCAGCCCUGCUGCUUUGUGAAAAGUAAUGUAUGUCGUAGUCUCUUAUGUUUCUGGAACGACAGCUUCGUGGUGACUUGUCUGACGUGCCUCUGUGCGUGUGCACGCGCACGGACACGUGGACAGUGUGUGGUCAUGCGUCUGUCACGUGGGGUUACGGGCACGGCUGGGUUCUUGGUGCGUGGUGAGGGGCACGGGCAGCCCGCCUGCAGAGUCCUGGUCGCUGCCGGAAGGGGUCAGCCAGGCCCCCGCACCCCCCCAGCCCCGUCUGCCCUUCCGGCCGGUCGUCUUCUCUGUCCGUGGAAUAACACAGGGGUUCGCUCCCCAGUCAGGCAAAACCUUGGUACUUUGUAAGUAAUAGUUUGAUAUGCCUAUUGUAGAUGAGCUUCUCUUCAAGGCCUUUGUUUUACCUAAGUGUGGGAUUUUUAUUAGGUGGCUUUUAUUUAGGUGACUAGUCAUUGAUUGAGUAGUUGAGUUACCCAAUAUGAAGAAUUUUAGUAAACACUGAAAAAUGUUCAUUCAGCCCUGGCUGGUGUGGCUUUAGUGGAUUGAGUGCUGGCCUGCAAACCAAAGGGUCCUUGGUUCGAUUCCCAGUCAGGGCACAGGCCUGGGUUGCAGGCCAGGUCCCCAGUAAGGGGAGUGCACAAGAGGCAACGACACAUUGAUGCUUCUCUCUCUCUCUCUUUCUCCCUCCCUCCCCCUCUCUAAAAGUAAACAAAUAAAAUCUUUAAACAAAAAAUAAAAGUAAAAAUGUUCAUUCACUUUAACAGUAAGUAAUUCGUGGUCCUGACACUGAAGUCGUCUCGGGCAGCCGCCGGCCAUUCCUGACGCCGUGCUGGGCACAGCUGAACUGAAACCGCGUCUCCGGUCCUGCGGGGUUGCUGGCGACUCUGCCGCUGAGUCCUGUGCUUAAUCAGCAUGGGGCAACGGCUCAUUCUUAGGUUCAGCACCCCUGACUGUCUUUAACGAGUCACAUCUGCAGUCACAGGGAGUUCUAGAGCGAAAUGCUCUUGAAUGGAAGUGGGAGAUAAAUGCUGUUAAUCCUGCUGCAGUAGAUUCCGCUCCACUGAGCAAGGAGGGGUGCUUUCGGGGGUCCACGCGAACGCUCCCAGGGGUCAGGCCCUGCUGGGCAGCACUGAGACGCCGAGGUGAGCACGAGGCGCCCCACUCGAGUCGCAGUCUGGUAAGGAAGUCAAACCCCAGGAAGUGGCGGAGCAGGGCAUUGCUUCUGCUCCCUGCCUGUCACUCUCAGAUGCCCAUCAUGUGCACGUUUCGUCUUUUCUCGGGCAUCAGAGGAAGGAGCCCAGUAGGAAACAAGGUGAACAGGCCGAACGAAACUCAGUGUGUGUCAGCAAACACGAGUCCAGCGGUCCUCGCCUUCUGAGUGUUCUCGUCUGUGCAGGGUUGUGACGCCUCAGUCUCUGUCACCUCCUUCACACCCGGGUGUCUUUUAGGAAAACAAAGUGGGCGGAUGGUUUGCAAGUGAACAAUUUGAUUUCUUGUUUUUUGUAUUUAUAUUUUGCUUGUUACAUGUCUUCAGGGUAUUGUCAGACUCCUCACAAAACACUUAAAUUUUCACUCACUGCUAUGUUUACCCUUCAGUGUGCUGUCAGAGCUUAGUAGGAAUGCCUUUUCAUUCCUGGAAAAAAGUACUUCAAAGUCAAGGUAGAUCUGUGAAGGAGUCUUGUGGAAGAACAGAUUUCAUCCUAGUUCGGAGGUGGAUCUGACCGUGAUCACGUACCACGAGAAGGAGUACCCUUGGUCAGGUUGUACUCCUUCGCCUUCUCUCGUAGUUGCAAUGAAGUUCUCCUGCUCAUCUCUAAAACUCAGAACCCUCCACGCCCGCUCUUGCUGAGCCUGGUGCUCAGACAAUGUUCAGAGAUGUUUCAGAGGGAGAGAGUCCGUGUUUUUCAUCACCUCGGCCUAUGCACCCCACUGCAUUUUGCCACCCUCCUUCUUUGUUGUAUUGCGCACUUUAGUAUUUCGCCAAUAUUGCUGCCUUCUGAAACUUCUUAGAGGUGGGUUAGAUCUGGAGUUUUCCUUGUCUUCACAAAUCUGCUUCCUGGCAUUGGAUUUAGUGGUCACAUUAGGAGCCAAAUGCCUGCAGGUUGAAGGAAGUCUGUCCGAGUAAACAAUUAGCUCUAUCGUUUCUGUUCAGUGGAGGUUGAACAGAGUGGGUUGAACAGCAGAGGUUCUGUUUGGGGGGCUGUGUUUUGUUCCAGGGUUUGGGGGGUUUGUUUGUUUUGAUGGUGCAAGUGUGAUUUAAAUAUUUUCAUCAUUGCUUCACUAUGACACGGAGGUAGGACGGGGGAAAAUCACUCAACUGUUCUGAUGCAGCACUGUUCAAGUAAACCAGUGCGGAAUGUUCAAGACUAUCAAUUAAUUGGUGGGGUUAAGUUUGCCAUUUUAUUUUUAUAAAUACCUAUUUUUUUUUUUCUGAAUGUGUGUGAGUCCGAGAGCGGGCAAACAAUUUUCUACUGUGGACUAAUCUAUAAAGGGUUUUGGAAAGCUGUGUUAAUAGCUGAAUCUUGAUACCCUGCCUUAGGGCACCCGUUGUGAACCUUCGUUUUUUUCUAAAAUAAAUUAAUUGAAAACA